Messenger RNA from Myxocyprinus asiaticus (Chinese sucker), 2832 nucleotides. RefSeq names its product sine oculis-binding protein homolog A-like. The coding region runs from base 6 to 2831 and encodes 941 amino acids. Gene Ontology annotation, cellular component: nucleus. The record is from RefSeq and is a predicted model, not a curated record. NCBI's taxonomy places the organism in Eukaryota, Metazoa, Chordata, Actinopteri, Cypriniformes, Catostomidae. Gene Ontology annotation, biological process: animal organ development. The transcript has 8 exons.
AAAACAUGGCUGAGAUGGAGAAAGAAGGGAGACCCCCGGAAAACAAGAGGAGCAGAAAACCAGCUCACCCAGUGAAGAGGGAAAUUAAUGCGGAGAUGAAGGUCCCGGCCAAUCGGCCCCUCCCAGAGGCGGGGCAGGCAGGCAAUCUCCAUGGCAACUCGCCCUACUUGAUGAGUUUUGCCGAAAACACAAUGAAUGAGUUACUUGGCUGGUAUGGAUAUGACAAAGUGGAGUUACGAGAUUCAGACGACAUUGACAUCCGUAACUACCCUGAUGGAGAAAUGCGGCAACACAUCUCUGUCCUGAAAGAGAACUCUUCGCUAAAAGCAUCUACAUUGGAGAACAGCACUGGUUCUCCUCCGCAUGCCAACAGCUCUGGUUCUACUCCCACAUCAUGGAAUGGAGUGACAGCUGAGGUGUCUGCAAACCCCUCCUCCUCUAAGGAGCAUGGAGGCCUGCCAAUCAUAGUGCCCUUAAUCCCGCCCCCUCUGAUCAAAGCACCGUCAGAGGAGGACACCUCUAAUGUUCAGAUAAUGUGUGCGUGGUGUCAGAAAGUGGGAGUGAAGCGUUAUUCUCUCAGUAUGGGCUCAGAGCUGAAGAGUUUCUGUAGUGAGAAAUGCUUCGCCGCCUGCCGACGUGCAUACUUCAAACGCAACAAGCUUGGAUAUGUGAGGAAUUGCAGUGCCAGAGAGGAGGAGGGCGUUCCACACCACAGCUUGUCCAAAGACACGCCCAGACUUGUCCUCAAGACAAACAGCGACGUGCUUGUCUGUGACUGGUGCAAACAUAUCCGCCACACUAAGGAAUACCUGGAUUUUGGUGCGGGGGAGAGGCGGCUCCAGUUCUGCAGUGCAAAGUGUCUGAACCAAUAUAAGAUGGACAUAUUCUAUAAAGAGACUCAGGCUGCGCUGCCAGGGGGACUAUGUAACCCUCCUCUCCCUGCGAGUGAUACUAAAUCAGAGAGCGGAUCAGGUGUACAGAUCCUUACACCUGAGUCCUGGAGCGCACCUCUAAAUGAACUCCGCUGUCGCAGGGCACCGUCACCAGGGGGCUCCACCAAUAUAGCCGGGCCCUCUGGAUCCACAUUGGGGUCACCGUCCGAAACUGGAACUGUGUGUUCAUCCUCAUCCUCUUCAUCAUCAUCAUCAUCCACAAAGAUCCCCACACCGCGGCUUCACGAGAGUCCUGCAUUACCACCCCCUCCCCCACCUCCUUUAGCAGGUUUACACCCAGCUCUGGGUGUGCCGCCUGGCAGCCCGCCAAUGGUCAUGACUCCCCGUGGCCCGGUCCCUCUCCCUCUCUUUAUGGAGCACCAAAUGAUGCAGCACAUUCGCACACCAUUCCUACGUCCCCCAGGCCCCAACAGCCCCCAUUCAAAUCCCAUGAUUCCUGGCAUCGGCCCGCCACCGCCUCCUCGGACAUUGGGUCCUCCGUCGAGCCCCAUGCACCGCCCGCUCCUAUCUCCCCAUGUACACCCGUCCUCCACUCCAACACUUUCUGGGAACCCUCCAGGUAUGUUGCCCCCUCACUCUGGUGCUCAUAUGCCAGCCUUGCCUUUUCCCCCAGUUAACAUGAUGAGAACUGGACCCAUCCCACUUCCGCCCUAUAUGAAUUUCGGCAUGCCUUCUCUGGCCCCCUUAGUGCCACCACCUAUAUUAUUAGUGCCCUAUCCAGUGAUUGUGCCAUUACCAGUCCCUAUACCCAUACCUGUGCCCAUACCGUUCAGUCCGAAAGCAUCAGGUGAUCGACCAGGAAAUGACGGAACACUUCCGAACGCUGCAAGUGAGCGUAGUGAUCCAAGGCCAACCCCCUCAUUUUCUCCCAGCUCCUCUAGAGGGGAGGAGAGAGACUUUCAGCAAGCACCUCCCAUCUCAGAUACACUCUCACCUGGCUUUUCCAAGCAGACAGAUCAGGGCAAGACAAACGUUGUUGAUCUGAUGGUUAAAACAGAAAUCUCUGAUAAUGGAAGCUCUGGAAACUCCCACAAAGACAAACCAGCAGAUGGAGUCAUUGAUCUAACAACCAACCGUCACUCCCGGCAACAGUUAGUUAUCCAGAAGUCUGUAACCUGUGUGCAGGUAAAGCCAGAACCUGGAAUAAGCCCACCACCUUUGCUUGGACACUUACAGUUUAGUGAAACUCGGUUGGAUGGGAUGGCCAUUACAAGCACAGGCACAAUAGAAGAUAACCACGGACACAGUAAUGCUGAAAGCCCAUUGGCUAGUGUGGCACUGCCUUGUGCCGACCCUUCCUACUGCAGUGGAACUCCGCCACUUUCUCAGCCAAUCACAUGCAGCACUACCACUGUUCCUAGCAACACCACCACAACUAAAACUGAGCCUGGGCCUGCAACGCCCUGUAAUGUGAUCGUUAAUGGGAGCUGUAAUGUGCUGUCUGCAGAGGGUCUGAUCAGGACAACACAGUUAGAACAGCGCCCCCUAGUGGACCCCUGCCGCAGGACCGCCACUGUUUGUGAUGAGUCUGCUGGGGCAGAUUUAGAAGGAGAGGACCUGAAAGAGAACAGCUUCUUGGCUACGGAAAGAGACUCGGCAGGUAAGAGAAGCUCAAGUGACCAGUCUGCCAUUACAACAGGAACAGGGGAGGACAAAUCUCAGAGCCCUGAAGAUCCCCCAUCUGGUGAGGACCAUGCCUAUGCCCUGCCCCUGAUGCCCAAACCUGGCUGUGUCAUUCAGCCCGUGCCCAAACCUGCUGACAAAACCGCUGCCAUCCUGCCAUGUGGCUUGACAGUGCCAUUAACAGGAUCGGUGGCCAUGGAAAUGCAGCCUCCGCUGAAGAGAAGGUGUCUGCGUAUUCGCAAUCAAAACAAGUGAC